AUGUUCUACGAACACAUUGUCUACCUGAACAGCCACUCGGAUUGUCGGGUCAGACUGCGAACGCAUAAGACUGCCACAUAUACACUCACCCACGUCAUCUCAGCAGCCAAGCGACGUAGGAUCGAUUACCUCUAUCUAGUGCUUGGUGGAUGCAAUGACAUUCCUUCCGUCGAGCCGAAAAUGACCUAUCGCCGGCGACGGUCGGCCCGGAGGAUCAACUAA
Molecule: messenger RNA, 222 nt
Organism: Aspergillus tubingensis
Lineage: Eukaryota; Fungi; Ascomycota; Eurotiomycetes; Eurotiales; Aspergillaceae
Exons: 2
Coding region: 1-222 (73 amino acids)
Source: RefSeq, a predicted model, not a curated record